Molecule: messenger RNA, 534 nt
Organism: Ostertagia ostertagi
Lineage: Eukaryota; Metazoa; Nematoda; Chromadorea; Rhabditida; Trichostrongylidae
Source: the annotation of a GenBank genome assembly
AUGUUCGGUUUCUGGGCACAGCGUAUCUUCACACUUGUCGCUUUGGUCAUCAUCCGACACAAUCGCAUUCCUGUUCAUCCGGAAGCCAUCCGAAUGCCGCUAUGGUGUAUCUACACUUUCCUGACGAUCACAGUUGCACUGGUGGUGAUUCCUAUUAUCCAAGAAUUCUCGGUCACCGCAUUGGCGAUUGGAAUCUGCCUCAUUGGCUUCGGUCUAUAUUUUCUGUUUGUUUAUCCAACUGUCCUGCCUAGCUGGCUUUACGUCCUCAAUGAACGUUCGACACUCGUAUGCAGUAUAAUUUUCGACUGCUUACCCGAUGUAAAGCCGGGUGUCGGUGUGGCACUCCUAGCUUCAUCCGACUCAUCUCAAGCUUUGAUCCCAAAGAGACCGUCGUCAGCUCGGCUGUCAGAAGAGGACUCUCUACCAGAUCUUCAUUCCGACGAGAAAAACGUCUUCCGCCGCAAUGGCAGUUCGACUGGAUUCAAACUACUGCUGCCCACAUCGUUGGUGGAUCUGAUGUCCGACGUGCAAUGA